AAAGAUGCAACCCCUGGCGGUCGCAAACCCCAAACAAACCGACGCUUCACGCUAAACCCAAACCACUGACAGACAACGAGAAUUUCCCUUGUUUAUCAUGAGUGGCGGCGUCUACGGUGGAGAUGAGGUAGGGGCCCUGGUGUUCGACCCAGGCUUCUCUUCCCUGCGUGUCGGCUAUGCUGGUGAGGAUUCACCCAAAUUUGACAUUCCUUCCUGUGUUGGGGUGACAGAGAACCAGGAGACCAAUGAGAAGAAAUAUUUUAUCGACACAGUUGCUCUCCAUGUGCCCAGAAAAGGUAAAGUUGUGUGGAUGGUGCUGGACAUUGGGCGUGACGUGUCUCAGUUUAUCAUCUUUGACCACACACAUCCUUGCCGGAACCCUCGCAGUAACUUCGAUCCCACGCGUCCCAUAUCGGCCACAGUGUUCUGGCACAUCUACCAGGAAGUAUCUGGAAAGGCUGCCAUUGCCAAUGUUGCAGCAAUGAACCAUAUGAAGAAAAACAAUAUUGAAACAAGUCUAUACAUUUUACACAAAAACGGUGCUCCGAUCAUUACCACCAGCUGCACUUUGUACAUGACUCAUCAAGUUGUAUUUGGUCGUGUGGAUAGAGGUCUACGCCAGGACUCCACCAGGAAUGCUGUUCACCAUCAUGGCCACUUAUCCUCCAAACCUGCAGUGAAAGAAAACCAAAGCAAUUUCUCCACAUCCAAAGAUCCCAAUCGGUCUCACCCAUGUGAUAGGUGGAAUGCACGUGGCAAGAGAGAACGUCUGUGCGAAUUGCUCUUUGAAAAAUAUCAGGUCCCAGCUUUCUUCCUGGUUAAAUCUGCAGUGUUGGCAGCAUUUGCCAAUGGAAGAUCUACCGGGCUUGUGCUUGACUCUGGGGCCACACAUACAUCUGCAGUGCCAGUUCACGAUGGAUAUGUUCUGCAGCAUGCCAUUGUGAAGUCGCCUUUAGGGGGAGAUUUUCUCCUCAAUCAGGCAAACAGUUACCUGGUGGAGUCUGGCGUAGACCUCAUCCCACCAUACAUGAUUACAGACAAGCAGGUGGUAAAGGAAGGUGACCGACCCAAGUGGACAAAGAAAAACAAUUUGUCUGAGGUUACCACGUCCUGGCACAACUACAUGAAGAGAGAGGUAGUCAGAGAUUUUCAGCAGACGAUGCUCCACUGCUCAGAGUCACCCUAUGAGGAAGAAGCCAUCAACAGCAUCCCCACAGAGCCCUACGAGUUUCCUACCGGUUAUAAUAUGGAAUAUGGCACAGAGCGUUACCGGAUCACAGAGAGCCUGUUUGACCCCAGCUACAUCAAGGGUGUGGGCUCAACUAUGCUGGGAAUGUCACAUGUCGUGUCCACCAGCAUAGGUCUAUGUGACAUUGACCUCCGGCCCAGCCUUUACUCUGGGGUCAUCGUAACAGGCGGGAACUCUCUUCUUAAUGGCUUUGUGGAGCGCCUAAACCGUGACUUGUCGAGUCGAACACCACCAAACAUGAGGUUUAAGCUGAUCUCGGCAACAGGCUCAACAGAGAGGAGGUUUGGCUCAUGGAUUGGAGGUUCCAUCCUGGCCUCCCUAGGCUCCUUCCAGCAGAUGUGGGUGAGCAAGCAGGAAUAUGAGGAGUCUGGCAAAUCACAGGUGGACCGAAAAUGUCCGUAAAAAAGUGCAGCAAAAACAAAGACAACUAUUUUUUUUUAUUAGACUGACUCUUUCUAUUAAGUGGAAGUGAAUGAAUGUGUAUGUGACUUUUACAGAAACUACUUUAAAACGCCUGGAUUUUUUUUUUUUUUUUUUUUUUUU
This is a messenger RNA of Penaeus vannamei (Pacific white shrimp), 1792 nucleotides long. The record is from RefSeq and is a predicted model, not a curated record. Lineage: Eukaryota; Metazoa; Arthropoda; Malacostraca; Decapoda; Penaeidae.